Messenger RNA from Clonostachys rhizophaga, 996 nucleotides. NCBI's taxonomy places the organism in Eukaryota, Fungi, Ascomycota, Sordariomycetes, Hypocreales, Bionectriaceae. The record is from the annotation of a GenBank genome assembly.
AUGGAGGACCCCUUUUUCAUUGCCCCAAUCCCAUGGCUGUCAGAGCUCGUCAAGCCAUGGGCCGACCGUCUUGGGAUGGUUACACUACCUCUGCAUAUCCAUGAAGUCGUCGGAAGCGCCCUCUUCUACUCGCUCAUUUUCUGGCCUGUGUCGCCCAUCAUCUCCAACAUCCUGGCGCCCCAGUACUACUCCAAGCUUCCCCGCAAGACGAAGCUGAACUGGGAUGCCCAUGUCGUGUCUAUGGUUCAGAGCUGCCUCAUCAAUGUCCUGGCGAUAUGGGUUAUGCUUGCCAACGAGGAACGUAGGCGCAUGGACUGGGAGGAGCGGGUUUGGGGCUAUACGGGCGCCGAAGGCAUGAUCCAGGCUCUUGCUGCUGGAUACUUUGUCUGGGACUUCUUUGUUAGCAGCUUGCAUUUCGAUGUUUUCGGUCCUGGUACUUUGGCCCAUGCCAUCGCUGCUCUGCUGGUGUACGGCUUAGGAUUUCGCCCCCUCGUUAACUUCUACGCCCCAGUAUUCAUUCUAUGGGAGCUUUCUACCCCUUUUCUGAACGUUCAUUGGUUCAUGGACAAGGUCAAGAUGACAGGAUCCAAGGGCCAACUGUAUAACGGCAUUGCACUCCUCUUCACCUUCUUCACCUCGCGUCUCGUUUUUGGAACAUAUCAGUCCUACGUCGUCCUAAGCGACAUCAGGCUUGCUCUCCAGAACCUCCACCCUAGCCCUACUAAGCUAGAUAUCUCUACCAUGAUAUUUGCGACUGAGGCCUCAACCGUACCUGUUUGGCAAGCCGUUACUUAUCUAGCCAGCAACCUGACCCUCAACUUCUUAAACUUUCACUGGUUUUUCAGGAUGAUCCGUGCUGUCCGCAAACGAUUUGUGCCUGCCGACAAGCCCGCCGAAGUGCCCGUUAAUGAGACAGCCACCGAGUCAGGCGUGGAUCUAUCAACGCUCGCUUCGGGGGUCCCGGAGAAGGUCCAGGGAAGGCGCCGCAAAGCAUGA